Molecule: messenger RNA, 1523 nt
Organism: Acomys russatus (golden spiny mouse)
Lineage: Eukaryota; Metazoa; Chordata; Mammalia; Rodentia; Muridae
Gene: Dipk1c
Product: divergent protein kinase domain 1C
Exons: 4
Coding region: 1-1233 (410 amino acids)
Source: RefSeq, a predicted model, not a curated record
AUGGCGCGGACGGCGGGCACCCGGGGCCGGGCGGCUCGCUGCGGGCGCUGGCGGCGGGGCGCGCUCCUCGCCUUCGCCGCGUGGACCGCGGGCUGGGUGCUGGCGGCCGCGCUGCUGCUCCGCGCACACUCGAGCGUCCUCUCUGAGCGCUGCACGGACGAGAAGAGCCGGCACAUCCUGGCUGCGCUGUGCCAGGACUACCGUGGCGGCUGGCUCACGGGCGCCCUGUGCGAGGACCUGUGCGUGGCUGGGGAGCUGCUGUACCAGCGCUGCCUGUAUUAUGAGCGUGGCAAGAAGGUGCUGCAGGCCCAGUGGCGCGGUCGGACCGUGGUCCUUAAAUCCAAGAAGGAGGCCUUUUCCAGCUUCCCACCCCUCAAUCUGCUGGAGGAGGAAGCAGGGCCAGGCGCCUCAGGCAUCCCUGAGGCCGAGCUGCUCCUGAUGGUGGCUGGGGAGGUCAAGAACACGCUAGGCUUGGAGCUGCCCAACAACAGCAUAGCCCCCCUGUGGCCGGCCAGGCAGGGCCCCAGCUGGCGGCAGCAGCUGGCCAGUGCGUGGUCACUACUCCAGCAGGAGGAAUACGUGUACUUCAGCCUGCUGCCGGACCUGAGCCGCCACAUCCUGCCUGUGCUGGGAUCCUGUGGCCACUUUUACGCAGUGGAGCACUUGGCUGCCGGUAGCCCGCACCACAGGGCUCUCUUCCCUCUGGGUGACGCUGGCCAGGCCCAGGCUAUUAGCCACAUAGCCCUCAGCUUUCUGGACAUGGUGAGCCAUUUCGACAGUGACUUCUCCCAUCGCCUCCACCUCUGUGAUGUCAAGCCUGAGAACUUUGCCAUCAAGAUGGACUUCACGGUGGUAGCUAUUGAUGUAGACAUGGCCUUCUUCGAGCCUAAAAUGAGGGAAAUCCUUGAGCAAAACUGCACAGGAGACGAAGAUUGCAACUUCUUUGACUGUUUCUCCAAGUGUGACUUGCGAGUGAACAAGUGUGGGGCCCAGCGUGUCAACAGCAACUUGCAGGUCAUCUGUGAUAAGAUAUUUCGACACUGGUUCUCCUCAACCCACAGGAGCCCAGCCAUAUCCCCUCAGCUUCGGCUGCAGCUACGGCAGACUGUUGAGGAGUGUGCUAACCAUGGGGGCCCCUCUGGGAAUUCCUGGACAGCCUCCUCCAGUGUGUUCUGGAAGCUUCGAUGGCUCCUGCAGACCACUCUGAGAGAACUGCAGGAAGUGGAGAAGUAGUCAUUUUCUUGCCUAAGUCAUCAGGAAUGGACAGACGUGACCUUCAGGUGAUUUCUUCUGUAGUUGCUAUGCAAAUGAGCUGUCUGCAACCUUGGCACGGUCUUCUGAAGUGUGCCACUGAACUCCUCUCCUGUGGCUGUGAUGUGCACCUCUGGUGCUCCUGUCCAGCUCGGUUCGAUCUUGUUUGAUGCUGACUUCUGUCCUGUCACUCUCGCAGAAGCGACCAAAGGGAGGAGAUCCAUUUAACUUGUGGAGGUGCCAGUGUGCAGUCCUCUGAGGAGUAUACACGG